AUGGCCUUCGCCGCCGGGGAGAGCGCGGGCUCGGGGCGCAGGCGGCCGCCGCGGCACCGGGCGCUGCGCGGGCUGCUGCUGCUCUGCCUGUGGCUGCCGAGCGGCGGCGCGGCCGGGCCGCCAUCCGCGCCGCUGUCCGAACUGCACGCGCAGCUGUCGGGAGUGGAGCAACUGCUGGAGGAGUUCCGGCGGCAGCUGCAGCAGGAGCGGCCGCAGGAGGAGCUGGAGCUGGAGCUGCGCGCGGGCGGCGGUCCCCAGGAGGGCUGCCCGGGCCCGGGCGGCGGCGGCGGCUACAGCGCCAUGCCGGACGCCAUCAUCCGCACCAAGGACUCCCUCGCGGCCGGCGCCAGCUUCCUGACCGCGCCGGCGGCCGUGCGGGACUGGCGGCAGUGCGUGGCGGCCUGCUGCUCGGAGCCGCGCUGCUCCGUGGCCGUGGUGGAGCUGCCCCGGCGGCCCGCGCCCCCCGCCGCCGCGCUCGGCUGCUACCUCUUCAACUGCACCGCCCGCGGCCGCAGCGUUUGCAAGUUCGCGCUGCACCGCGGCUACAGCAGCUACAGCCUGAGCCGCGCCCUGCAGGGCGCGCAGGAAGACCCGGACGCCUCGCCUCCCAAGGAAAAGGAUGAGCCUCCACUCAGCAAGGCUGGACAGGAUGUGGUUUUGCACCUGCCUACAGAUGGAGUGGUUUUGGAUGGCCGUGAGAGCACAGACGACCAUGCCAUAGUCCAGUAUGAGUGGACAAUGUUGCUGGGUGACCCAUCAGUGGACAUGAAGGUACCUCAGUCGGGAACCCUGAAGCUGUCCCACUUACGGGAAGGAACAUAUACCUUUCAGCUCACUGUGAUGGACACUGCUGGGCAGAGAAGCUCUGACAACGUCUCAGUGACAGUGCUGCCCAUGACCUUCUCCACAGGAGGUGAGAGGAAAGUCCUUCCUUUGCAUUCACAACGGCCGACAGAAACCAGCUACUUACAGAAAGAUGGAUGCUCGAACGUUUGCUCACGCUACCACUUCUCUUGUGAUGACGGCUGCUGCAUUGACAUCAUGCUGGCUUGCGAUGGAGUGGAGCAGUGUCCUGAUGGGUCCGAUGAGGCUUUCUGUCAUAACUUGAGCCUUGACCGGAAGACGGUGACCCACACAGCAACUGCCCAGCCUAGAAUCACAGGACCAAUCAAAGAUGUGGCAGGAGGCUCCUUCUUGGAAAAGUCCCAGAAAGUGACUGUCCCAAACCAGCCACUGGUGGUAUCAAACACAGAGAAGAGGAAUCAUUCCACUUUUUGGGGACCAGAGAGUCAGACUGAUCCUGUGAUGCCAGAUAGUGGUUCCUCAGGGAAGAACAGAAAAGAAAAAAAUUAUAUUUUUGAAUCAAAGAGCGAUCGAGGAGGAGGGGAACACCCAGCCCCAGAAACAGGUGCAGUGCUACCCUUGGCCCUGGGUUUGGCCAUCACGGCUCUGCUGCUUCUCAUGGUCGCUUGCCGACUACGCCUGGUGAAACAGAAACUUAAAAAAGCUCGUCCCAUUACGUCUGAGGAAUCUGACUACCUCAUAAAUGGGAUGUAUCUAUAAAAGUGUCACUUAAAUAGCUGGGGGGCGAGGAUGUUUCACUUUUAACUCAUAUAUAUACUGGGUUCCGGAUAUUUAGAAACCUCUUUGGUUUGAACUGGGCUAAGAAAAAUACUGAAACCCCAGAAAAUUCUGAAAACCCCAAACCUUUGUUUUUAUUUAUUGUAGGAAGAUUUUCUUUGGGAAGUGUGUGAAAUAUUUUGAAAUUUAGAGAGGAGUCCGUCUGAGUAAAGACUCACACAUCGAAUUCUGACUUACGUUAGCUGUCCCUGAAAAUAGUUUGCAGUUAGCCACGGCAGAAAAUUCAGCGAUUCGAGGGGUGGCCUUGGAAUGGCGACGUUAACCCUUUACUUUCUGGAGGCCAACCACGGGCCCCUGGCAACCCGGGGCCUCUUGAUACACGGCUUCCUCUUGUUCUGAGGCCCUCUUGUUCCUCACGCUAAGCUUCCCGUGCUCUCCUUUCUCCUCUCCCCUUCAAAACCUGUCUCUAGGAACGGAUCUCAAGUGAGUUUAUACCUUCAGUGGCAGGAGUAUCUGUAUGGCAGGAGUAUCUGCACUAGAGCCCCAUGAACACGUCAAGGAGGCCUCGGGGAAGGUGAAUGUGAGUUUAUCCCAGGGCCUCUGACAUCAUGUCAUUUAGGGGGCUGCCUCAUCAGGCUUACCUUUGGGUGAGAAAACCCCGACUUUGGAUGACAAAUAGCCGUAACGCGGUCGUGAAGGGAGCUGGGAAAUCCUGGUGGAAGAAGAGGUGGCAGGUCAAACAUUUCAAUACAAACUCAGCUGAGGGCGAAGUGGGAGGAGGACAAUUAGUUCUUUCUUGAAUCUACUCAGCACUGCCUGACGGUCCCGAACACAGCAGCUUUCUUUCUGUAGUCGCUGGUUUUCAACACCAGUCUGUGUUGAUGGAAGAGGAAGAUGCAUUCAAACUGGAAAGCAGAACGCUGAGUGGAUUUGUAGGUGCAGCUUUUGUAAACGUGCCGCGUUUAAGGAUCAGCAGGGUCUUUCAUCCGAUGGGAUUGAGCCGCUUUUCUCCACUAUUUACUCAAUGCUUCAGACGCUGUAACGUGCAAUCAGCUAAUGCCGGGCUUACGUAUUCCCACAGCAUAGAGCGGUCUUGCACAAAUUCGUCUUUGCAGAAAACUGGCCGUCUGGCUUUGCAUCUUUUCCCUGUUAAUCAGUCGGUAGGAUUUUUAAAGGCAAAUUAUUCCCGUCAUCGCUUCAUGCCGGGAUUAUACAUGUCGUGGAAAUCAUUCUCCUUGAGAGGAAUGUGGUGCCUGUCUACACGCACACGAUGUUACCAUUUACAUAUAGUAUGGCUUUUUUCUCGUAAGUGGCAAAUCUUCUAAAAUACUUGAACACAUUGUAGAACACUUUAUUUUCAGACUGAAACUGGGGUAAGUCGUUCCUUUGGCAAAGGGCUUAAUUUGGGUCAGAAAUAUAACGAACCCAUUAAGAAAUGGCAAGUUAGUUCUGGAAAAACAAAGAAAUCGGUUACUUUUAUGUCCUGAGAGGUCCAAGCAUUUUGUUGAAUAUUAAGAAUUGAGCAAAGAUUUCGAUCUCCCCUCCAGGGCAGGUUAGAGAAAGGACAGCACGAGUGACCUGAGGCCCUGUGCGCUCUCUGCGUGAUGCCGUGCAGUGUCCUAGUCCAGAGAAGGACAUCACCUGUAGCCAUACGCGACACAAUAAAAACUGAGGCGUGCAUCUUUCAGCACAUCUUUUAUACGUGAAGAAAUUAAAACACGAUUUAGUAUUGCUAUGGUGUUGAAAGACUUGAGAAAAGAUGUCCAUAUCCACGUGUACGAUAUCCCUUUCCUAAAUUGUAUUUUAUUCUUGUGACUUUAAACAACCAUGUAACCUAAUCAUCAUAAGUUGCUAUUAUUUACUGAGCUGUUCCUGUAUUACCUGGAUUUAAUCCUAUCAACCUUAUCUUGCAAAGGGGGAAAUUAGGAACUAGAGAAGGAGAAUCGGGGGGUCUACAAAAUAUUUGUAUUGUCAGAAGGACUGAAUGGGACUUUUGAAAGUCACCUUAACUGUGAGUAUCUGACUGAAGGCAUUCUGCAUCUAAGAUGAUUUCAAAAUAAUUUUAGAGGGAAGCUUGUCCACGAUUUGCUGCUCAAACGUGUUCGUGUGUCUCACGUCUCUUCCUGAGAAAAGGCCCAUCUGAGCCACCUUCCAGAAAACUCAGAGCUUCUUUCCUCCCGUCUCUACAAGCAGACAACAGCCAGUCUCCAUCCAUCCAGAAGCUUGAAUGCCAGUCACUCGAGUAUCAGGUUUGUUCUCUUCCACAGGAAAAUAACAGAAUGUCUUCAUCUUUCUCCUCCUGACUUUUCAUAAUCUGUGAUUCGGCUCCAUGAUUCGCUUUCACACUUCCCAGCCCUCCUCAGUCACUGAGGGCUGUUUCAUGUUGUCCUUUAUCAUAUUUUCCCGCAACCCAAACGCGGAGAUGCGUAUUUCUAUUUGUUCUUCAGUUUUGCCGUUCAGGGCAGACCUUGCCGAUGAACUAACUGGACUUCCCGUACAUAAACGUAGGACAGUGCGCUGUGCCCCAGGGCACGGGGCCGUCCGGGUCCUCACAACGUGCCGCCUGCAUCACAGUCAUGAUGCUCCGUAACAGCAGCUUCUGGGCCUGGGAUUGUCGCUGGGGGUCUCUUAAGUUACACUGUCCCCAGUUCGAUGUUUGGGGAUUGUACCGUUUUGUUCCUAGCAGAGUGACUCUCAAUUAUUUGUUCUCUUUACUGGACUCUAAGUUUUGUCUAACUGUUGGUGUUAAAACCGAAUGAGGAUCUCUAACGAAAAACUGCCCAAGCCAAAUAGAAAAGCUUAGUUUGCUGUUCACAAAUGUUCACAUCUCCCUGGCUUUUUAAUCAAUUGUGAUGCUGACUUUUUUGGGGGGCACUGGCCCCAUUUUUCCCAGCUCUUUUGUCCUGCUCAAUUCUCUCUAGUAUUCUAAAUAAAGUGCAUAUUUUAUAGCUACUUUAAGAGCAAGCACAGAUUUUGGGGGGGGGGGGGGGUAAAUGUCAAACCGCCAGGGAUGAAAAUACGGUUGGACACACCAAAGCUGGCUGUGUUCAGAAAUGAACUGAGUGGUUAGGACUGAGCCUCCUCCAUUUGCUUCAUUUAGGUCUCCGUGUGUCUUCGUUCCUACUCUUUUGAAUUCUCCCAUCACCUCUGUUUUUAGUCUUUGUUACCUCGCUGUAAAUUGGAAAGAGAUCAACUUACAAUAUCAUUCAGCUUAAAGAUGUUUUUAUACAGUUAUUUCAAAACAUAGGAAACUUCUCAAAACACAUUUUUUUUUAACAUUUCUUUAUUUUUGAGACAGAGAGAGACAGAGCAUGAACGGGGGAGGGGCAGAGAGAGAGGGAGACACAGAAUCAGAAGCAGGCUCCAGGCUCUGAGCCAUCAGCCCAGAGCCUGACGCGGGGCUCGAACUCACGGACCGCGAGAUCGUGACCUGGCUGAAGUCGGACGCUUAACCGACUGAGCCACCCAGGCGCCCCUCAAAACACAUUUUAAAAUGAGUUUAACUUUUACCAAAAAGCUUAAGGAAAAUUGUACUGAGUAUAUGGACUUAAAAAAUAAUUUUUUCGUUUUCAUCAUUUCAUAUGACUGAAGACCCAAAAGUCCAAAAAUAUCAAAAGUCUAUGUUCUCAUAUUUAAACAAAGCAGUUUCACAGAUCAAAACAGAAAUUUGGAAAAAUCUCUAAAUGUGUCAUCUAGAAAUGUGUGUAUAGAAGAAUGAAGAAAUCAGAACCGUGAACUCUACAAUCUGAGAUCAUGCCUUCAAUGUUGUUUGCUGUUGAAGGGGAGCCAAUCUGACACUCCUUUAACACCCCCACCUGUAAUGUCCGACCUGCUUUAUCCAAUUCUGUUCCCUACAAGCUAAUCACAUAAAGGAGCCAAGAUCCCAAAGAAGGGUAGCUCUUUUUCCGCAGAAAAUCUCUAUAAUUGAUUUACAACUGACACGGUCGUGUUCACAUGGAAAUUCUGCAGUCUCUUUCAUCUAUAAUGUAAUUCCCAAGCAAAAUCCUGACAAGAUAAUCACCCCAAAAAGCCUAAAUAAACAGGGUUGGCAAAAAAAAA
Lynx canadensis (Canada lynx) is the source of this 5640-nucleotide messenger RNA. RefSeq names its product LDL receptor related protein 11 (gene LRP11). The record is from RefSeq and is a predicted model, not a curated record. NCBI's taxonomy places the organism in Eukaryota, Metazoa, Chordata, Mammalia, Carnivora, Felidae. Gene Ontology annotation, molecular function: protein binding.